Molecule: messenger RNA, 1083 nt
Organism: Vigna unguiculata (cowpea)
Lineage: Eukaryota; Viridiplantae; Streptophyta; Magnoliopsida; Fabales; Fabaceae
Product: ferritin, chloroplastic
Biological process (GO): intracellular iron ion homeostasis; iron ion transport
Cellular component (GO): cytoplasm
Molecular function (GO): ferric iron binding; ferrous iron binding
Source: RefSeq, a predicted model, not a curated record
UGUCCCACGCAAGCUUCACCACCACAACUCAGACCUCAAUUCUUAGCCGCCAUUGUCUCUUCUUCCUCCUUCUCCAUUUCCUUUCCCUCUUUCUCAGCCUUUUUCGAUUACCCAUUUCGAGAUUUUGAUCUCAUGGCCCUCGCUCCCUCUAAAGUUUCUCCCUUUUCCGGGUUAUCCCUCACAGAAGCUGUUGGGGGAACCGUGAAAAACCCAACUUCUUCUGUUUCUUUGGGUUUUCUGAAUAAGAAAGUGAAAAGCAGAAACCUUGGGGUUUCUGCCUCAACUGCGCCUCUCACUGGGGUGAUCUUUGAACCCUUUGAGGAGGUUAAGAAGGAAGAGCUUGCUGUUCCCACUGCUCCACAGGUUUCGUUGGCUCGUCAGUAUUAUGCUGAUGAGUGCGAAUCUGCAAUUAACGAGCAGAUAAAUGUGGAAUACAAUGCUUCCUAUGUGUACCACUCCUUGUUUGCAUACUUUGACAGGGACAACGUAGCUCUGAAGGGAUUUGCCAAGUUCUUCAAGGAAUCUAGUGAAGAAGAAAGAGAGCAUGCUGAAAAGCUUAUGAAAUACCAGAACACUCGUGGUGGAAGAGUUGUUCUUCACCCCAUCAAGAAUGUACCUUCAGAAUUUGAGCAUGUGGAAAAGGGAGAUGCAUUAUAUGCAAUGGAAUUAGCUUUGUCUUUGGAGAAGUUGGUGAAUGAGAAACUUCGGAGUGUGCACAGUGUGGCAGGGAGCAACAAUGACCCUCAAUUGGCAGACUUCAUUGAAAGCGAGUUUUUGUCUGAACAGGUUGAAUCAAUUAAGAAGAUAUCAGAGUAUGUGGCUCAACUGAGAAGGGUUGGAAAGGGUCACGGUGUGUGGCACUUUGAUCAAAGUCUGCUUCAUGCUUGAACUUGAAUAGUUUUUAUUAGUCUUUGUUUACAUUUGCUCUUCCAUUACAUUCCGGGCUGUUUUCUAAUUUAGAAGUAGUAGUUAAAAGUUUUUCCUUUGUACUGAGGUGUAAGAACUUGUAGUUUGUGGUAGCAAGUAUCAUAUGUAAAAGACUGCAGACAUAUUAUGCAAUAACAUUUGAUAUCUGCUUUUCAA